Molecule: messenger RNA, 582 nt
Organism: Mesorhabditis belari
Lineage: Eukaryota; Metazoa; Nematoda; Chromadorea; Rhabditida; Rhabditidae
Source: the annotation of a GenBank genome assembly
AUGGCUUGUCGCAUUAGCCGCCUAACACCGCAAAAUUCGGUUCUCUUCGUCUGCGAUCUCCAAGAGAAAUUCAGGAAUCAAAUCAAAUUUUUCCCGGAGAUCUGCCAAGUUGGACGACGUUUGGUCGAUGCGGCAAAGUUGCUUGACAUUAAGACUAUCGCAACUGAGCAAUACCCCAAAGGACUUGGCCAUCUCGUGCCUGAGCUUGGACUUCAAGAAAGACCCGACAUUCCGAUUUAUGACAAGAGCAAAUUUUCCAUGUGCAUCGAGCCGGCUCUUGCGCAUCUGCAAGGAAAGAAAAACGUGAUUCUUUUCGGGAUCGAGGCACAUGUUUGUGUCUUGCAAACGACGCUCGAUUUGCUGGAGAACAAGAUGAACGUUCACGUGGUUGUGGACGCUACAAGCAGUCGAACACAAGAAAACAGGAAGUACGCGUUCAAGCAAAUGAAGCAAGCCGGCGCCGUGCUCACCACGAGCGAAUGUGUGAUUUUGGGACUUCUCGGCGGUGCCGAUCAUCCACAAUUCAGAGAGGUGCAAAAGCUGAUCAUGGAAAGUGCUCCCGAUACUGGAUUGUGCAAAUUG